Messenger RNA from Cygnus olor (mute swan), 5792 nucleotides. Its product is annotated as putative threonine dehydratase. The record is from RefSeq and is a predicted model, not a curated record. The transcript is spliced from 12 exons. Gene Ontology annotation, molecular function: threonine deaminase activity; L-serine ammonia-lyase activity. NCBI's taxonomy places the organism in Eukaryota, Metazoa, Chordata, Aves, Anseriformes, Anatidae. Bases 1 to 1599 code for a protein of 532 amino acids. Gene Ontology annotation, biological process: L-serine catabolic process; L-threonine catabolic process.
AUGAAUUUUGCGGCACAGUUUAUCUACUCCAGGGUGUUAAAAAACAGAACUCCCAGGGACCGCUCCAGGGAAGAUGAAGAAUACGAUCCUUUCUGGCAAAGUUAUGCUGAGCAGCUGUUCUUGAAAAAGGAUGACAAUAAAAUCAACAAACAAGAUGCCCCGGCAAUUUGUGAUCUUCACCGUUGUAAGGAUGGGCCGGUACGAAAUGGCCACAUUGGACAGAGGCCACCCUCUAUCAACCCUGAAAGACUAAAAGAUUUUGUUGAAGAGGAUUACCUCAAUGGGGAUGUGAAGACUUGGGAAAUGAAGAUAGUCAGCCGUAACGAGGAGUUACUUGGAGAUGCCCUUUCCCUCAUUCCUCAGUCAAGCCACAACAAGCUGAUUCGAUUCGAAGAUAUAAGUGCAGCAGCUUUCAAAAUCCAGAGCAGUGUUCAGAAAACCCCCUGCAUGUACUCCAGGCUAUCCAAGCAGUAUGGAGUGGAUAUCUACCUAAAGAAAGAGUUCCUCCAGUACACAGGAUCUGUGAAGGAGCGAGGUGUACUUUAUCUUCUGACAUCAUUGCCUCAGGAUCAGCAAAGAAAGGGGGUGAUCGUGGCUUCAGAUGGUAACUUUUCCAUGGCUGUUGCUUUCCACGCCUCAGAGCUUUGUAUUCCAGUGUUUGUCAUCAUGUCAACCAGCACUUCCCCUGCCAGAGUGAAAAUGUGCCGUGAGUACGGUGCCAUGGUUAUAUCAUAUGGCACUACAGCUAAGGAUUCCCAGAUGCACGCAAGACGGUUGGCACAGGAGAAUGGCUACCUCUACCUCGAAGAGGAGGAUAGUGCUGUCUACCUGUCGGGCCUGGGAACUGUGGGACUGGAGAUGUACGAGCAGGUGCCAAAGCUGGACGCGGUGAUUUUCCCAGCAGGAGGCCACUGUGGUCUGCUGGCAGGGUCGGCUGCUGCACUCAAACACCUCAAUCCACAUAUUUCUGUAAUUGGUGUUGAAUCUGAAAGUUUCCCUGUAUUGCAACAAUCCUUAAAGGCUGGCCACCCAGCUGAAGACCAGGCUUGCAGCAAUCAUCACUUUUAUGGAGAUGUGAGUGGACUUUGCUUUGGCAGCAAUUCUUUGCAGCUGACUGGGAAACUUGUGGAUAAAGUUGUUGCUGUGAGAGAGGAGGACAUCCUCGUUUCCAUGCUGAGAUUGCUGGAGUAUGAGCGAGCCACGGUUGAUGCAGAAGGGGCCAUUGGACUUGCAGCAGUGGUUGCUGGGAAGCUGCCUGAGUUGAAGGGUAAAAGAGUGGCAAUUGCUAUAUGCAGUGGAAAUGUGGAGUUACAUUUGCUGCAGCAGUGCAUAGCUCGUGCCCUGACCCUUGAUAACAGAGUGUGCAGAUUUUCCCUUGUGCUUUCUGACUGCCCAGGAGACAUUUCAAAGCUAUUGGAGAUUCUGGCUCGGGAAGAAGCAAGAGCUUUGGAUAUCAAGCAAGAACGAAUGUUUGUGACGUCUGAGCUCUUCACUGUUGAGGUUACCUGCACUGUGGAGACCAGAGACAAAAUGCACACAGCCCAGCUGAGGAACGCGCUCCUGGAACGCUACCCAACAGCCACGUGGACAGAGCGGUGAUGAGCAAAGCACAAGGGAAGGGGCUGAGGUCCUUGGACAAGCAUUUUGCAGAGCACUAAUCGUGAGGCAUUCAGAACAAACGUUGUUUUUCAGGGCUGAACAUUAGCAAAUAGUUUCAGGAUAUUUAUUUCCUGCUCAAAAUGUAGCAAACAUCCUUGGGAAUAAAGUUGAACUUGAAACUUUAGCUUAGCUAAGGGAAAUUUCAUAGUCUCUGCCAGUGUUGGAAUUAUCAGCUGUUUCACUGGGUUUUGACUAGUGUGUAGAAUACGAUGACAUUCAGUAAAUAAACAGGGAGAAGUCAUAUUUUUUAUAUCUGAAUACAGGCCCCUCAAAGGGCUUUUGAUUUUGAUGCCCCUAGUUAAAUUAAUGCAGCUCCUGCUAGAUUUUGCCAUAUUACUAGUAUAGUCAUUUUUCAUUUCCAGGCCAGAAGCAGUUCAUUUGCUGAAUCUGCUUCAUGGGAUAUAUACAUGUGUGUGGGUGAACAUGGUUGCAUUUGCUAAGAACUUUGCUAUCAUGAGGAAAAAUUAUGCUAAUAAAUGCAAUUUAAAAGAAUCCUUUAGCAGAUAAAAGCUAAUACUGUAUUUUUUCCCCAAAGGAGAAAUGACCCUAUUUAUAAAGUAAGGUUCCGGAAAAUGUUGCAACAAUUAAAAAGGGGGAAAAAAAAAGGUUUGCAUGUGCAGAAUACAAAUGUAAUUCUUGCUCCUGCUUUUGGAGAUUCAGUGUAACAAUGAGCCCAUGAAACGGCUAUGUUCCUUUAUAAAAAGGGGUCUCUCACCCUUUUGAGUUUUCUAAUUGGAGUUUCACUGAUCAUCUUAGUCUGCCUAAAACAAACUCGAUCCAUCUCACCUGACAGAUUAAGUACAAUGUCAAGAGUGAAAUAUAUUUAAAGAUCACAAGUUACUAAGCAAAGACAGCUCAGGGAGAAGAGGAAGCCUGAGUCUUAGGCCAGUGGCUAAUGCAAUUAAGAAAGAACACAUUGACCUAUAUACCAUAUACCAGAUGGAGACCUACUAAUAAGGUAACAUUGUGGGAUGGCAAGAGAUGUAAGAGAAAUUCAAGCCCACCUAUAAAUGUGUGUUCAACAGUUGCUUUUCCACAUGGGCAAAAUUCAAUUUAAGGUUUUCUGUAACAGCACCAAUAUAAACUAUUCCAUUCAUUUAAAUUUCACCAGAUUUGACUGAAAUUUUGGGUGCAGGUAUUUUAAUGUGAAGUCUUAAUCCUGUCUCUAGAAUAUCAAGUUGAUAAUUAAGUAUAUAAAAUAGAUAUUGUAUGUUUAGCAGAGCUCAGCUCAAAAUCCAGCAAGGUCAGAGUAUCCUCACAGGCAGCGUGGGAUCAAAUCAAUCCGGUUCCCAUGAGCAGAGCUGGGUGAACUAUUUUUCAGUGUCCAUGAAAAUGAACUUUUACUAUAGCUUUUGGGGAGAAAGAUGCUGCAAGCCCGUAAUGACCUUCCCUUGUUGCCAUAUUACAACUGAUAAAUGGAGUUUUCUUCUUUAGUCCUCCCCUGUAGUGAAGCAUGCGCUUGUUAGGACAUUUCUUUUCCUAGUCCUGCAAUGUGGGAUUUCUGUCUCUAGAGCACAAACAAAAAGUCAUGUGGAAAACUGGAGGCCCUGGGGCAGGCAAAUGCUCUUUGUAUCCUCUCUCAAUUCUAGUCCAUCUGUCGGAUAGGAAGAACAUCAUCUAAAGAGUUACAGCAAUCUAAUCAGAGGGUCCCCAUGGACUACAAAGAACAAACUGCAUAUCCAGUCUUAUGCAUAUCUUACCUGUAUCAUGUCUAUUAUUUACAGAUAACCACCUAUAUUUAUAACCUAGCUUGUGCCUACAAGGUGGGAUGAUGAGGGCAGCAUCCUGGCUGUCUCUGUGGUAUUUCUUCUAAGAAGUAACAGGCUAUUUGUUUUUUCUUAUUGUGGCUCAGAAAGGAGCAGGAAUGGAGAAGAGACUCUCACAAAUGGUGGAUAAAUAAGAGAAGUUCACUGGUUUGGUAUAUUUUUGGAAGGAUCGUGUUGGUUUGCAAAUGAACGUAAAAAUUUAUCGAUACCCCAAUGGUUACUUUCUUUCCCUUCCUGCUAGCCACAGCAAUGAGUACAGGACUUGGUCACCAGAAUGUGCUGUAAAUCAGCCUGUCAGACACAACUCCUUUUUUUCAGUCACAGGAGUUUAAGAAAUUUGUAUAGAAAUACAUGAUGAUGGAACACAUAUUGAGUACUUGUUGCCUCCCUUGAAACAGUUAAUGAAUCACAUCAUCAAAGAGCAGAUUUGGGGAUGUAAAUAUAUAUAUAUAUAUAUAUAUAUACACACACACACACACACACAAAAGUAAGGGUGUAAUUACCCUCUCAUCUCUUUUGGCAAACCUUUCAGGAAAUUUUGAGAAUGUCUUGGAUAUUUACAUGAAAAGAAAGUCAGGCUUUAUAACCAAAGUUCUCAGUAGUGGCCAGCAGCCUUUGGCCUCUGAAUUCUUGAUUUAUUAUCAUGCAUUAUCCUGGAUUUCAUUUUUCUAGAAGCUCAGAGUAUUAGGGAUUUCAUUUCUAAUCAGAGGUAACUGCAUUUACCAGGUCUUCACGUAACAGGGAUUAGAGAGCUAAUAGAUUGAGCAUCCAAAAAUCAGUGUGCUCGAGAUCACCAUAUGAUCAAAAAUUUGUUUUCGAAAAAAAAAAAAUGAAAAUGAUUUGUUUAGUAUGUCACAUAUGACAUAUGCAGCUGGGUUUUAUUUUCAUUGUAUUAAGUAUAAAUAUAAACUAUAAAAUAUUAUUAAGUGGCAAACUCCUCAUAUAUUAAAAUAAUGAUACCAGAAGUGAUCUCCAUUCUGUACUGCUUUUAUGCAAGUCCAAUGGCUUUAGAGGUAAGACGAAAUACUUCUGGGGGGAAGGGGCAUUUAAAUGAAUGUAUAUGAUUGGAAAGAAUACUGAAAUAUCUGUGCUGCUAAACUUUUUGCAUUAUGAAAUAUAAUAGGAUUGUGGCAUUUUGAAGACAUACUUAUGUAUUUUAAAAUGUUUCAUUUAAAGAAAUAUUUUUAUAGAGUGUUCUUAUGUAUCUUGAAAAAACAACAACAAAUGAAUGAUUAUGUAAAAAUAUCUGCAAGUUGUUAAAUCAGCAAAAUUUAAAUCUAAGCAUUGUAUUUAUUUUAAAAAUAAUAAAAAUGACAUUAUGCUGCCUCAGCAAUGAAAGGUUUAUCAUCCUCUCAUAUGGUACUGGUAGCAACCUUGCAUUAAAAUUUCAGAGUUCAUUUUUUCCCUUUCUCUGUCGUUGACAUUGAUGCGAAAUCCACAGCUCUUGUGCAGGAUAAGCUCUGGGCUGCAGGGAGGUGACCCAGCAGGCCAGGAUUGUUCCUCUUGCCCUGCAGAGUAGCACAGGAGCCUGACAGACUGCUCGCCAGCAUGGCUGGAUAAGCAUUGCUCCUUGCUGGCUUGGAAAGCAUUUCUGCUUCACGUACUGGGCCAGGUGCAAAUACUGCCUUGCUUGUACCCAGCGGUAUUCCUGAGCAAUGUGUCUGGGUACAGUCUGGUACAGAGGUAUCCUGGGCUGGGCCUGUGUGGGUGAGUUAAGUCCUUAUCCUAUCCUAUCUUAGAGAUACUCAUCAUGAACAUUGUGAACUUUGGUAAACCAGGCCUUCAAUUGCAGGUUGCAGCAGAUUCCACCAGGUAAAAUACAUAUUCAUGCCUCCGAUGGAAGAGGCUGCUUUGACCCGGUUAAUUCUGCUAGAGGUAAGCCACUUAACUUUGGGAGCAGCUGUGAAUACAAGGUUUGCUAGGGCCUCAGCACAACUUCUUCCAAGGACUGAUGCAAACAAAGCAUAUCUUCUGUUGAAAGUAUCUCUUCCCACACUGAUUCCUAAUUUCUCAUCCAGGGCCUGUUAGCUCUGCAUUAACAUCUAAAAUGCUACCAGUACAUGUUUACGUAGCAUCAGGUACCGUUCAUCUCCCCAUACAGGUAGUGUGUCCUCACAAGUAGUGCCUUGCUAUUUAGCCUACUUUGGGAAGAUUUGGAAACACAUGUUCUUCCCUCCCAUGCCGCAAUGCAGUAAGUGCAGUUGACAUGCUGUAUCAAACUGUUGCUAGAUCCAGAGAUAGGCAUGUGGUUUAGUGGCCAGAAAAGGAAAUCAUAAGACUCUUGGGUUGGCCUUUAAUUAUUGCUGGUCAUUUAUUUGAUGGCCUUGUGUUUUUCUGUCACCUUCUUUGCUGUGUGUUUAACUGUAA